GAGAUAAAGAGUAUUAGACAAGGCCAUUAGGACUCAGUGGAUUAUAGUAAUCCAGUGGGUUCACCAUCAGAGUUUUGCACCACUCGAAUACAAAGCAAGAUGGAAUACGGAGCUGGGAAAGUUUUCCUCUUUGCCCUAUUGCUGAGCAAUGAAGUUUCUUUACGAGCCCAUUCCCAGCAGGAGAUCGAGGACAAUGCAAGCUGGACAACGACGGCUUGCAAAUGUGACUGCAACGCAGCCGAGUUCGGCACCGAGACCACCCCGGUCAUGUACGACUCGAUCCGUGAAAUGCACUGCAUGCCAGAAUGCCCCUAUCACAGACCCCUUGGCUUCGAGGCUGGAUCAGUCACACCCGACCAAAUCAGCUGCUCUAAUCAAGAUCAGUACACAGGUUGGUUUUCCUCAUGGAUCCCCAACAAGGCCAGACUCAACAACCAGGGCUUUGGGUGUGCCUGGUUAUCCAAGUACCAGGACAUCAACCAGUGGCUACAGAUUGACCUGAAGGAAGUGAAAGUGGUGUCCGGCAUCCUCACCCAAGGACGUUGCGAUGCAGAUGAGUGGAUCACCAAGUACAGUGUGCAGUACCGCACCAACGAGAACCUCAAUUGGAUCUACUACAAAGAUCAGACAGGAAACAACAGGGUAUUUUAUGGGAAUUCCGAUCGCUCUUCCUCGGUCCAGAACCUGCUCCGUCCUCCUAUUGUGGCACGCUACAUCCGCCUCAUCCCUCUAGGCUGGCACACACGUAUCGCUAUCCGCAUGGAGCUGCUUCUCUGCGUGAAGAAAUGCACCUAAUGUGGAACCCCCAUUUAUUUUUUUCCCAUUUACACCACCACAAGUGGCAAUCUGGUCAAUUUCAUGUCUUUAGAUGAGGCGUAGAUUUAAACCUAAACCUUUAAACCAUCUUUCUUAGAGUUUCCCAUUGGCAACGAGUAAAAGACGAGGGCAGUUAAAGGGACAAACAAAAACAAUUGUAGUAUUUUCAUUACAUUAGUAUUAUGUGUAUGUGAUUUAUAACAUGACCAUUUUACCCAAUUUCUGCCUCCUAAAGCCACAAACUUCACCUUCAAACAUGUUAAAUAUGCUUAGUAUAUGUUGUGCUGUGAUGUGCUUGGUGCUUCUGGUGCUAAUUGGUUGGCUGGUAAUGUAUUUGUUUGACUAGCAUAAGAAGUUAGCAGUGGCCUGCCAAGGAUUAGCAAGAAAAAACUGGCUAAUUGCUAUCAAAUCUCAACUUUAACUGGUUAUUUGUAAGUUAGUGACCUGUUGUCUUUGCUGAUGCCAGGUUAGACUAGCAUCAAAACCAAUGUUUAACAUCACCGGCUAAUAUCCAAACAUGUAGCAUAAAACCUUGCGGAUACCAGAGAGAGAGAUUCAAUUCACAGCAAACAUCAGAAUAAAGAAAGGUGGGAUCUAUGUGAUUUUCAUUGUGACGUGGUUUGGGUAUUUCAGAAAUGGUUGAUUUCUUGGGGAUUUCACACACAGCAGUUGCUAAUUUUUUUUUUUUUUGCAAAAAUAAGUAUUUGGGUGAGCAAAAAAAUCUGUGGGUGAAGAUGAUAUCAGGUUUUUCUCCUGUCAGCCAGGAACAGGAAUCUGAGGCCAAGACUGGCACAGAUUUCCGAACAUGGACAAUGGCAGUGGGGGAAAAAAAUAAAUAAAUAUAUAUAUAU
Molecule: messenger RNA, 1667 nt
Organism: Silurus meridionalis
Lineage: Eukaryota; Metazoa; Chordata; Actinopteri; Siluriformes; Siluridae
Gene: rs1a
Product: retinoschisin 1a
Exons: 6
Coding region: 100-795 (231 amino acids)
Source: RefSeq, a predicted model, not a curated record